Molecule: messenger RNA, 6333 nt
Organism: Orycteropus afer afer
Lineage: Eukaryota; Metazoa; Chordata; Mammalia; Tubulidentata; Orycteropodidae
Gene: ESPL1
Product: extra spindle pole bodies like 1, separase
Biological process (GO): proteolysis; meiotic chromosome separation
Cellular component (GO): nucleus; mitotic spindle; cytoplasm
Molecular function (GO): cysteine-type endopeptidase activity
Source: RefSeq, a predicted model, not a curated record
AUGAGGAACUUUAAAGGAGUCAACUUUGGGACUCUGCUAAGCAGCCAGAAGGAAGCUGAAAAGUUGCUGCCCGAGUUGAAGGAGUUCCUGUCCAAGCCUCCAGCUGGUCCUCUCAGCUGCCGAUAUGAUGCAGAGAGAAGACAAGCCUGUGAUGCCAUCCUAAGGGCUUGCAAUCAGCAGCUCACUGCCAACCUGACUUGCCCUGGGCACCUGGGAAGCCUGCUGGAGCUGGCAGAACUGGCCUGCCAUGGCUACUUGGUGUCCACUCCCCAGCGCCCUCCCCUCUACUUAGAACGCAUUCUCUUCAUCUUCUUGCGGAAUGUUGCCACACAGGGCAGCCCAGAGGCGACGCUUCGCCUUGCCCAGCCCCUUCAUGCCUGCUUGGUACAAUGCUCUCAUCAAGCUGCUUCCCAAGACUAUGAGGCUGUGGCUCGGGGCAGCUUUUCUCUGCUUUGGAAGGGGGCAGAAGCCCUCUUGGAGAGGCGAGGUGCAUUCUCAGCUCGGGUGAAGGCCUUAAGCUUCCUAGUCCUCUUGGAAGAUGAAAGUACCCCUUGUGAGGUUCCUCACUUUGCUUCUCCAACAGCCUGCCGAGUGGUUGCUGCCCAUCAGCUGUUUGAUUCCAGUGGCCGUGGUUUGAGUGAAGCAGAUGCUGAUUUCCUAAAUGACCUGCUCUCUACGUAUGUGAUCAGAGUCUUGGUGGGUGAGGAAGGGCACUUUCCUGGCCAUCUUUCUCCGCAGAGAGCCCUCUGCUUAUUGGAGCUUACCCUGGAACACUGUCGUCGUCUCUGCUGGAGUCACCACCACACCAAGGCCACCAGAGCAGUGGAAAAGGCCCAUGGUUACCUAAAGAAUACAGAUCUGGCCCCUAGUCUCCAGUUGUGCCAGCUGGGAGUUGAGCUGCUACAAGUCCAGGAGGGAGGACCCCAGGCAGUGGCCAACCUUCUGGUCAAGGCAUCAGCUGUCCUGAAUGCCAGUAUGGAGGCACCAUCACCACCACUUCGGGCAUUGUAUGACAGCUGCCAGUUCUUCCUCUCAGGCCUGGACAGAGGAACCAAGAAGUGCUAUGGACCUGAUGCUGUUCUGGGCCUCUAUGCUUUUCUUGGCAGCUACUGCUCUCUCAUACUACAGCUGCGAGAUGGUGUCUGUGGGGAUUCAUCCAAGCAGCAGCAGUCUUUGGUUCAGAUGUACUUUCAAGGACUUCAUCUCUACAUUUUGAUGGUUUAUGACUUUGCCCAAGGCUGUCAGGUAGCUGAUUUUGCUGACCUGGUCCAGCUGGUGGAGAGUUGCAAAUCAAUUGUUGUCUGGAUGCUGGAGGCCUUAGAGGGUCUGUCAGGUCCAGAGCUGAGAGACUAUCUGGGGAUGACUGCCUCUUAUACCAGCAACUUGGCCUACAGCUUCUAUAGUCACAAGCUCUAUGCCGAGGCCUGUGCCAUCUCUGAGCCCUUCUGUCAGCGCUUCGGCUUGCUGAAGCCAGACAUCUAUCCUGAGGUGCCUCCUGAGAAGUUGCAUAGGUGCUUCCGGCUACACGUAGAGAGUUUGAAGAAACUGGGGAAGCCGGCCCAGGGCUGUAAGAUGGUGACUUUGUGGCUGGCGGCCCUGCGGCCCUGUGGCCCUGAACACAUGGCUGAGCCAGUCAACUUCUGGGUUCGGGUCAAGAUGGAUGCGGCCAGGGCCAGAGACAAGGAGCUACAACUGAAGACUCUGCGUGACAGCCUGAGUGGCUGGGACCUAGAAACCCUUGGCCUUCUGCUCAGGGAGGAGCUACAGGCCUACAAGGCAGUGCGGGCUGACACUGGGCAGGAACGAUUCAAUGUCAUCUGUGACCUAUUGGAGCUGAGUCCUGAGGAGACACCCGCUGGGGCAUGGGCACGAGCCACCCACCUGGUGGAACUGGCUCAGGUGCUCUGCUAUCACGACUUUGGCCAGCAGACUGACUGCUCUGCCCUGGAUGCUAUCCGGGAAGCCCUGCAGCUUUUGGAGUCUGUGAGGCCUGAGGCCCAAGCUAAGGAUCAGCUCUUGGAUGAUAAAGCACAGGCCCUGCUGUGGCUCUACAUCUGUACCCUGGAGGCCAAAAUGCAGGAAGGUAUCAAGCGGGAUCGGAGAGCCCAGGCCCCUAGCAACCUGGAUGAAUUUGAAGUCAAUGACCUGAACUAUGAAGAUAAACUCCAGGAAGAUCGUUUCCUGUACAGUAACAUUGCCUUCAACCUGGCUGCAGAUGCUGCUCAGUCCAAAUGCCUGGACCAAGCCCUGGCCCUAUGGAAGGAGGUAUUUACAAGGGAACAGGCCCCAGCCGUGAGGUGUCUCCAGCAGACAGCAGUCUCACUGCAGAUACUGGCAGCCCUCUAUCAGCUGGUGGCAAAGCCCUUGCAGGCUCUGGAGGUCCUCCUGCUUCUACGGAUCGUCUCCAAGAGAUUGGAGGACCCUGCGAAGGCAGCUGGCUCAUUCUGCCACAUCACUCAGCUCCUUCUGACACUUGGCUGUCCCAGCUAUGCCCAGUUAUACCUACAAGAGGCAAAAUCAAGCUUGAAGCUUCUCGAUCAGACCAGCGACACAUACUUGCUCCUUACCCUGACCUGUGAUGUACUUCAAAGUAAACUCUGCUGUACUACCCAGAAGGUGACUGAGGGUGUCUCUCUGCUGCUGUCUGUGCUUCGGGAUCCUGCCCUGCAGAAGUCAUCUAAGGCUUGGUACUUGUUGCGUGUCCAGGCCCUACAGUUGGUGGCAGACUACCUUAGCCUCUCCUCAAACAGCCUCCCAGUCUCCCUGUGGGAGCAGCUCUGUGCCCAAGGCUGGCAGACACCGGAGGUGGCGCUCAUUGACUCCCAUAAGCUCCUCCGAAGCAUCAUCCUCCUGCUGAUGGGCAGUGAUGUGCUCUCAGUUCAAAAAGCAGUCGUGGAGACACCAUUUCUGGACUAUGGUGAAAAUCUGGUACAAAAGUGGCAGGUUCUUACAGAGGUGCUGAGCUGCUCAGAAAAACUUGUCUCCCGCCUGGGCCACCUGGGCUGUGUGAGUGAAGCCAAGGCCUUUUGCUUGGAGGCCCUAAAACUGACAAUGAAGCUACAGAUACCACGCCAGUGCGCCCUGUUCCUGGUGCUAAAGGGGGAGCUAGAGCUAGCACGCAGUGACCUGGACCUUUGUCAGUCCGACCUGCAGCAGGUUCUGUUCUUGCUGGAGUCGUGUACAGAGUUUGGUGGGGUGGCCCAGCACCCGGACUCUGUGAAGAAGGUCCAUCCUCAAAAGGGGAGGCAGCAGGCCCAGGUUCCCUGUCUUCCAGAGCUCCCAGAGGAGGAGCUUUUCCUAAGAGGCCCUGCUCUGGAGCUGGUGGCCACUGUAGCCAAGGAGCCUGGCCCCACAGCACCUUCUACUAUAUCCUCCCCAAUCCUAAAAAUCAAGCCCCAGCCCAGCCCCGGCUUCCUGUCCCACCCACCCACCUGUGACUGCUCACUGUGUGCCAGCCCUGUCCUUUCAUCUGUCUGUCUGCGCUGGGCAAUGGUCACAGCAGGGGUGAGGCUGGCCAUGGGCCACCUGGCCCAGGGUCUGGACCUCUUGCAGGCUAUACUGAAAGGUUGCCCUGCAGCGACUAAGCGCAUUGCUCAAGCUCUACAAGCUUCCCUGAAUCACAGAUCACCCCCCUCCCCUGUCCCAAGUCUCUUGCAUGAGAUCUUGGCUCAAGCAUACACACAGCUGGCAUUGGAGGGCCUCAAGCAGCCAUCAGGCAAGAUCCUGGGGAAGGUUCUAGAGUCAGGGCUGAAGUUUGUGGCAGCACAGAUACCACUCCUGGAGCCCUGGCAAGCCAGCCUGCUGUUGACUCGUGCCCUUGCAAAGCUGGCUGGCCUCAAUUGCUGUACUACCCAACUUUUUGCAAACUCCUGGAGCUGGCAGCCCCCAGUAGUAAAAAGCCCCCCAGCCUCAGAGCCCUCUAAGACUCGGAGCAAAAAACAUUUGGGACCAGGGCGCCAGCAGGUGAUCUCUGCUCCUCUGCCCUACCAUAAUACCUCUCUAAAAAGUCUAGAAAGUGGAGGACCACCCUGUACACCCAAGCCCCUGGGCCGGGUUAGGCAGGCUGGCCCUCGCAUACCCUUUACUGUGUUUGAAGAGGUCCUCCCAGUGAAGAGCAAGCCUGAGGUUCCUAAGGCUCCCAGGGUACAACACCGGGUCCAGACACGCCUCAAGGUGAACUUCAGUGAUGACAGUGACCUGGAAGACCCUAUCUCAGCUGAGACACAGCUUACAGAGGAACCUAAGAGACGUGGCUCUGCUUGCCGGGGCCGGGGCCGGGGCCGGACUAGGAAGGGCUCCAGCUCGAAGACUAAUGUAGCAGUUACUGCAAAUAGCGCCCCUGGGCACCCUGGCCUGAGUGGCAGGAGCUGGAGGGCCAAGAAGGUGGUAUCAGAACAUUGUGAGGAGAGGGGCCCUGAGAUCAUGAGGACCAUCCCUGAGGAGGAAGUGACUGACAACCAGGUGGAAAUGAGCUCUGAGAUCCUCAGAGGCUCUGAUGAGGAAGACUCAGCCUCAGGUAUGCAGACAUCAGCCCUAGGACCUGAUGCAGCCAUAGGAGAAUGUGAGGUGUUGAGACGGGAUUUCAGCAAGGAGGAGUUGCUUACCCUGUGCCCAGAUAAGAAACAUGACAAGGACCAUCGCCCUCAGUUCCAGCUCCCUCCAGCCGCUGUAGCUAUUGGUCUCUCUACCCUGGAUUCCAUCUGUGACUCACUGAGCCUUGCAUUCCGCGGGGUCAGUCACUGUCCUCCUAGUGGGCUCUAUGCCCACCUCUGCCGCUUCCUGGCCUUGUGCCUGGGCCACCGUGAUCCCUAUGCCACGGCCUUCCUUGUCACUGAGUCUGUCUCCAUCACCUGUCGCCACCAGCUGCUCACCCACCUCCAUCGACAGCUCAGCAGGGCACAGAAGCACCAAGGAUCACUCGAAGUGGCAGAGCAGCUACAGAGGCUGAGUCUCCAAGAGCAAGUUGCAGAUGUCCCCCUGGCCCAUAUUCAGCACCUGUUUUCCUUCAGAACUUCAGGAGCUGGCCAUUUCCCCCAGCCUGAAAAAGAGAGUUUCAAGGAGCGCUUGGCUCUGAUGCCCAGUGGGGUGACGGUGUGUGUGUUGGCCCUGGCCACCCUGCAACCUGGAACUGUGGGUAACACCCUUCUGCUGACCCGGCUAGAAAAAGACAAUCCCCCAGUCACUGUGCAGAUCCCCACUGCCCAAAGCAAGCUUCCUCUAAGUGCAGCUCUGAAGGAAUUUGAUGCUAUCCAGAAGGAACAAAAAGAGAACAGCACCUGUACGGACAAGCGAGAAUGGUGGACAGGGCGGCUUGAACUGGACCAUCGGAUGGAGGUUCUCAUCACGUCCCUAGACAAAUAUGUGUUGGGCUGCUGGCGGGGGCUGUUGCUGCCAUCCGGGGAGGACUCAGGCCCUGCCCAAGAGGCUUCCCGCUUACAAGAGUUGCUGCAGGAAUGUGGCUGGAAGUAUCCUGAUCCCACUCUGCUGAAAAUCCUGCUCAGUGGUGCCAGUGUUCUCACCCCUCAGGACAUUCAGGCCCUGGCCUACGGGCUGUGCCUGACCCAGCCCGAGCGAGCCCGAAACCUCCUGAGUGAGGCAGUGGGACGUUUGCAGGGUUCAACGGUGCCAAGCAAUAGGCACCUUGUCUUGGUGCUAGACAAGGACCUGCAAAAGCUGCCAUGGGAGAAUAUGCCCAGCCUCCGGGCACUGCCUGUCACCCGUCUGCCCUCCUUCCGCUUCCUACUCACCUACUCCAUUAUCAAAGAGUCUGGGGCCUCAUCAGUGCUGAGUCAAGGUGUUGAUCCACGCAGUACCUUCUACAUCCUAAACCCUCACAACAACCUGUCAAGCACAGAGGAAAAAUUUCGAGCCACUUUUAGCAGUGAAGCUGGCUGGAGAGGGGUGGUUGGAGAGAUCCCAAGCCUGGAGCAGGUGCAGGCAGCCCUCACAGAGCAUGACUUAUACAUCUAUGCAGGACAUGGGGCUGGUGCCCGUUUCCUGGAUGGGCAGACUGUUAUGCGGCUGAGCUGCCAGGCAGUGGCCCUGCUGUUUGGCUGUAGCAGUGCAGCCCUGGCUGUGCAUGGAAACCUAGAGGGGGCUGGCAUUGUGCUCAAGUACAUCAUGGCUGGCUGCCCCUUGUUUCUGGGUAAUCUCUGGGAUGUGACUGACCGUGACAUUGACCGUUACAUGGCAGCUCUGCUGCAGGGGUGGCUUGGAGCAGGCCCAGGGGCCCCUCUUCUCUGCUAUGUGAACCAGGCCCGCCAGGCUCCCCGACUCAAGUAUCUUAUCGGAGCUGCACCAGUAGCCUAUGGCUUGCCCGUCUCUCUCCGGUGA